Molecule: messenger RNA, 436 nt
Organism: Nerophis lumbriciformis (worm pipefish)
Lineage: Eukaryota; Metazoa; Chordata; Actinopteri; Syngnathiformes; Syngnathidae
Product: histone H2A
Cellular component (GO): nucleosome
Molecular function (GO): DNA binding; structural constituent of chromatin; protein heterodimerization activity
Source: RefSeq, a predicted model, not a curated record
CUCAAACAGAGCACACGCAGAAAAGAAUCAUCAUGUCUGGACGUGGAAAAACCGGUGGCAAAGCUAGAGCCAAGGCCAAGACACGUUCCUCCCGGGCUGGGCUCCAGUUCCCGGUUGGUCGUGUCCACAGGCUGCUACGCAAGGGAAACUACGGCGAGCGUAUCGGUGCCGGUGCUCCCGUCUACUUAGCAGCAGUGCUGGAAUAUCUGACCGCUGAGAUCCUGGAAUUGGCAGGGAACGCAGCUCGUGACAACAAGAAGACCAGGAUCAUCCCACGUCAUUUGCAGCUGGCCGUCCGUAAUGACGAGGAGCUCAACAAACUCCUCGGAGGAGUGACCAUCGCUCAGGGCGGUGUCUUGCCCAACAUUCAAGCCGUCCUUCUACCCAAGAAGACCGAGAAAGCCGCCAAGAAGUAAUUCACUCCUACAGAAAUUAA